Apaloderma vittatum (bar-tailed trogon) is the source of this 11075-nucleotide messenger RNA. It is a transcript of the gene DNAH10, whose product is annotated as dynein, axonemal, heavy chain 10. The annotation marks the transcript as partial. Lineage: Eukaryota; Metazoa; Chordata; Aves; Trogoniformes; Trogonidae. Gene Ontology annotation, molecular function: dynein intermediate chain binding; ATP binding; ATP hydrolysis activity. Gene Ontology annotation, cellular component: dynein complex. The transcript has 63 exons. The record is from RefSeq and is a predicted model, not a curated record. Gene Ontology annotation, biological process: microtubule-based movement.
GUGACAGAGAUGAGUUUGGAGGUGCGCAGCAGGAGGCAGGCCCAGAUAACCCAGUUCCUGAGCAGCUCCAUGGAACGGCCUCCUCUGAGGCACUGGAAGGAAAGAUCACUCAGAAAAGCAAGACAUCCCCUCUGCAAUCUAUAGACAAUGAAAAUGUGGCAGGUCACGUGUCUAGUGGGUCUGAAUUGAGUGAACUGGAGCAAAGAUUUACAACUGACAGUUUGGAACACACAGUGCAACUACAAGAACGGAAAGUUGACAAAGUGCGUUUCUUUGUGGCUCUUGAUGAAAAUCCUGAAGAAUUUGUGUCAGAUUGUACUGUGUAUUUUCUGAGAGACACCAAAGAACGAAUUACUGAACCUAAUGACCUGACUGAAGCUAAUGAGGUUCUUCCUAAAGUGAUACAGUGUGGAGUGCUGACUGAUGAUAGUCUUUUGAUGCUGAAGAAUGCCAUCUCACAGCAGAUAGAGGAAACUUCUUUUCAUUCAGAUAGUGAAAACACAGAUUCUGAAGAAGGUGCUUUACCUGAGACUGAACUUGCAGAAAAGAAGGAAGAGCCCCUGGAAUACUGUAAUAUUCAGAAGAGGAAUUUAAUUCCUGUGAACAGGCAAACCCAGAAGAUCGUACAACAAACGGAAGGCGAGUGUAUUAAACUGGAGAUGCCAACCAUAAAUCUAGAUGGAGAAGUGACUGUUCUUGCCACAGUUCCAGAAGUAGUUGAAGCUCUGGAAAGUUGUGCAGUGACCUGGCAGAAGUUAAUAUCCACGACUCUAGAGGAACAGCUUAAAAAGGUUCCACAGGGUAACGGUCCACUUGCAGAACUUGACCUCUGGCGUGCAAAAAGGGAUGCUUUAAGUGCUCUUACUGAACAGACAAAGCUUCCAGAAGUGCAAAAAGUGUUGGAAAUAUUACAGGAAGCCGAAUCUGUGCAUAUUGGAGAUGUACAGCUAGUCUUAAGUGACCUUAGAAAACAACAUGUGGAUGCUCUAGAUUGUGUUAAGUUUCUUUCAGCUAUUGAAUGCCAUUUGAAGAAUUUAACAUAUGGCACUGACUUUAAUGUCGUCUUGGCUACAAUUCCUUCACUAAUGAGUGGCCUGAGAAUGGUCUGGAUUAUCUCGGGGCGUUACAACAAGAGCAAGUGGAUGGAACCCCUCAUGGAACGAAUUGCAUGGGAAGUUUCAGCAAAGGUGUACAAAGUUGUGGAUAUAUGUACAUUGUUUCAAGAAGAAAGAGCUGCUGCAAAAAAGAAAGUGUCGGAAGCCAAAAGAACUCUUGAACAAUGGAAGAAAAGUUAUUUUGCUGUUCGUGCCCAGAUUGAAGCAACAGGAAUAGAGAAGCACUGGGAAUUUGACCAGAAACGUUUAUUUGAAAAAACAGAUUAUAUGGCUUCAGCCUGUCAAGAUCUGUAUGAUAUUUUGCAGGUCAUUGAAGAGUUGUGCAGUGUAUUUUGUCCUGAACUGCAAACUCUCACAAACGGUGCAAAGCGUUUUGAUGAUCUGCUGAGAGAAGUAAAUGGACUAACUAGUCCUAUGGAAAAACUGACUUUUGACCCUUUUAGCAUCAAAAGUGCACAGGCCUGGAAAUCAGUUAAGGAAGGAUUUAGAGAAGAAGUUUCAGUUAUUGAAGAAGAGACCAAAAACUUCAUUGAUGAAUCUUUUAAGACCCCUCGAUCAGCAGAAGCUGCAUUUGACGUGCUGUUAAAAUUCAAACACAUCCACUUUCAUGAAGCAAUCAGUAAGCAGAUAAUGAUGAAGUUCAAUGAUAUUUUGGACCAGUACUGUAAAGAGGUUGAAAAUAUUAAACAAAUCUUUCUUCAGAACCUCAAGGAUCCACCUCUGCAAAAAAAUCAUCCUCCAGCGGCUGGAGCAAUAUACUGGUCCCGAUCUCUUUUCUAUCGGAUCAAACACACUAUUAUUCGAUUUCAAGAAAUAGAGGAGAUGCUUGAUAGUGAACGGGGAAAGGAAGCAAAACAAAUAUAUCUUCAAACGGCCAAGAGGAUGAAAGAAUAUGAAGAUCAAAAAUACCAGCAGUGGAAACAUGAGAUAGAACAGGUACUCCCCCUGUUACUGGAAAAGACUCUGCUGACUGUCACCACUGUUGGGGCUGCAACCCAUGGUAAUCCAGAGACUUCUGAGCAGAGCUCUGUAACAGAGGAGCCUGGCACCACAAAAAAAAGUGUCCACUUCAUAGUGAAUUUUUCUCCCGUACUCCAAGAGAUUAUCAUUGAAACAGGGUACAUGCAACAGCUAGGGUUUCCAGUCCCAGAAAUGGCAAAAUAUGUGGCAUCACUGGAAGACAAAUAUUGCAGGUAUUCAAGGAGACUGAAAAACACAAUAGAUCUCUAUCAUAAGUUAAUGGGAACACUGAGUGAAGCAGAAACUGAACUUCUUGAUGACCAUAUUCAAGAACUCUGGAGAGUAUUCAAACCAGGGCACAGAAGACUCAACUGGAUGUCCUUAGGUUUUGGUGGCUUUAUUGUCCAGUGUACACAAGCCAUCAGGAAGUUUGAGUUGCUUGUCCAUCAGAUUCAUCAUUAUUCUGAAGACAUAAACAAAAACCUUCUGUUCAUGGAAGCCACAAAUCUCUUUAAGUUUCCGCUUUUGAAAAAUGGUGAACUUCCUAAAGCAAAAGAAUUUUUUGAGUAUAUUAAGUGUGAAAGAGCAAAAGAUGUGGCAUACAUGGUUAGAAAGUAUUCUGCAAUUCCACAGUUGCUAAUAAAAUUGGAAGGACGAGUUGCCAAUACAAACACUGGCAAAUCUGCAAAAUUAACGUCCUGUUAUGCAUACUGGGAAAACAGAAUUUAUCAAGUGUUGACACAGUUAAUUGUGAAGAAUUUGCAGGCUUUUAAUGCAACUGUUCUUGCAAAUGUGCCACUGUUCCAAAUUGAAGCUAUUUUAUCUAUUCCCGAGAUAAUCUUGCAACCUAAUGCCAGUGAGAUUCACGAAAUGACUGCACAAUGUAUCCGAGACUGUGUUGAGGUCACUAAGCAUUUUGUACGAUGGAUGCAUGGUACGUGUCUUGGAUGCCCUCCUCAGCAUGUCAAAGAAGAUGAAACUAUCACUUUCAGCUUUUACAAAGACAUCUCCCAGAACCCUCUGAUAACUGAACAGGCUGUACUCAUCAUUCAGAAUGUCCACAAACUCCUGGCUUCUCUGAGCAAGCAUUCGAACCAAUGGCAGAAGUACCACCUGCUGUGGAAAUUAGACAAAGGCACGGUCCUGGAGAGGUUAGCUGCAGAGCAGCCGUCUUGUAUCGCCUUUGAGGAGCAGUUGCAGUUCUAUCUGAAGGUAGCUCAAGAAGUGACUCAAGAGCCCGUGAUUAAAGAUGAGCAAUUUAUCAGGCUUCAGAUGGCUCCUUUAGCCUCGGAAGUGCAGGAGAAUGCUAGAGGCUGGAUGUUUUCACUUGGAAAGUUGCUUAAUGAGUCUGCAAGAGAGGCACUCUCCAGUCUUCAGGAGGAAAUUCGGAGAUUAUCAGAGAGACUUGAGAGACUUCCUGAUACCCUGGAAGAUCUCAAAAUUGUUCUUGGCACAAUUGAGGAGAUCAAAGGCAUGUCCUCCAAUGUGGAACUGAAAUAUUUGGACAUCUGGGAGAGAUACCGAACUCUCGCAAUGUACAAUAUUCCAGUGGCUAAAGAAGAGCAAGAGAUGUCCGACAAGAUUAGGGAGGAGUGGGAGACUCUGUUCUUAGAAGCAUCACAAGUUGAUUACAACCUUGGAGGCAUAAAAAGAACAUUCACAGAGGUUACACUGCAACAAGUUGAGGACUACAGCAAAGAGAUUGAAACUUUCUUCCAUAAAUUCCUGGCUGAGGGGCCUGGUGCUGUCGGAGAAGACCUUGAUAAAGGCUUGGAACUCUUGGCCAAUUUUGAAAAAGAACUGGAAAAACUGGAAAAAAUUCAGGAACUGGGCAGUGCUGAGAAACUUUUUGGCUUGCCGGUUACAGUGUACCCUGAUUUAAUAAAAGCACAAAAUGAUAUGAAAGCUCUAAAGCAGAUCUAUGAAAUCUAUAAAUUACAAAGAGAAGCUAAAGAGAAAUGGUCUCAGACACUGUGGGUAAACCUCGAUGUCCAGCUUCUUCAGGAAGGAAUUGAAGGAUUUCUUAAAGCCUUUCGAAAGCUGCCCAAACCAACACGCAAUAUGCCAGUAGCCUUUCAACUGGAAACAAAAAUGAAGGCAUUUCGAGACUCCAUUCCUUUGUUGCUCGAUUUGAAAAAUGAAGCUUUAAGAGAAAGGCAUUGGCGAGACCUUAUGGAGAGAACAGGAACAAAUUUUGAAAUGACAACAGAGACUUUCACUUUGGAGAAUAUGUUUGCUAUGGAACUUCACAGAUACUCAGAUGUUAUCAGUGAAAUAGUUGGGUCUGCUGUUAAGGAACUUAGCAUUGAGAAGGGUCUGAAGGAAAUAGCAGAAACAUGGGAACACCUGAAAUUCACUGUACAAAUAUACUUCAAAGGCACUGAGAACCGAGGCUUUGUUCUGGGAUCUGUAGGUGAAAUUCUAGAGGUUCUUGAUGACAGUAAUGCCAAUCUUCAGAGUGUUUCGAGCAGUCGAUUUGUGGGUCCUUUCCUGUCAACCGUUCACCAGUGGGAAAAAAUUCUGUCAUUGAUCGGUGAAGUAAUUGAGAUCUGGAUGGUGGUUCAGGGAAAAUGGAUGUACCUGGAGAGCAUCUUUACUGGUGGAGAUAUCAGAUCACAGCUUCCAGAGGAAGCCAAGAUAUUUGACAGCGUAGACAGGAUGUUCAAAAAGAUAAUGGAUGAAACUGUAAAAGAACCAUCAAUAAAAAAAUCCUGCGAAGCCCCAAAUCGUCUCUCAGACCUGAAUCAUAUAAAUGAUGUGCUAGAGAAAUGUCAGAAGAGCUUGAAUGAUUAUUUGGAUUCCAAGCGAAAUGCUUUCCCAAGAUUUUUCUUUAUAUCUGAUGAGGAAUUGCUUAGUAUCCUUGGCAGCAGUGAUCCACUUAGUGUUCAGGAACACAUGAUAAAGAUGUACGAUAACAUAGCCUCCCUGAGGUUUGAGGAUGGUGAUAACGAUAAGAAGAUUGUAACAGCCAUGAUUUCAGCUGAGGGAGAGGUGAUGGAAUUCCGGCAGGCUAUAGCUGCAGAGGGCAGAGUGGAGAAUUGGAUGACAGCAGUGCUGGAAGAAAUGAAACGAACAAACCGACUUCUUACUAAGGAAGCUAUUUUUCGAUACUGUGAAGACAGAAGCAGGGUUGAUUGGAUGUUACUCUACCAAGGCAUGAUGGUGCUGGCUGCUAAUCAGGUGUGGUGGACUUGGCAGGUAGAGGACGUCUUUCGGAAAGUGAAGAAAGGAGAAAAACAGGCCAUGAUGCGUUAUGCUAAAAAAAUGCAUAAGCAAAUCGAUGACCUGGUUACCCGCAUUACAAUGCCUUUGAGCAAAAAUGACAGGAAAAAAUACAACACAGUUCUCAUUAUUGAUGUUCAUGCCAGAGACAUUGUUGAUACAUUUGUACGAGACAGCAUUCUGCACGCUCAGGAGUUUGAGUGGGAAAGACAGCUGCGCUUUUACUGGGUCCGAGAGCCAGAUGAACUGAAUGUCCGGCAGUGCACAGGCACGUUUUCGUAUGGUUACGAGUAUAUGGGCUUGAACGGACGCCUUGUGAUCACCCCACUUACAGAUCGUAUUUAUCUUACGCUCACACAGGCUUUAUCCAUGUUUUUGGGAGGAGCACUAGCAGGGCCAGCAGGUACAGGGAAAACAGAAACCACCAAGGAUCUGGCCAAAGCGCUGGGCUUGCUGUGUGUAGUGACAAACUGUGGAGAAGGCAUGGAUUUCAAAGCAAUUGGUAAAAUUUUCUCUGGUCUCGCACAGUGUGGAGCGUGGGGAUGCUUUGAUGAAUUCAAUCGUAUUGAUGCUUCUGUGCUUUCAGUCAUUUCUUCUCGGAUUCAGACUAUUCGAAGUGCUUUAAUGAAUCAGUUGAAAACAUUUCAGUUUGAAGGACAGGAAAUUACUCUUGACAGCCGAAUGGGCAUUUUUAUUACGAUGAAUCCUGGUUAUGCUGGCCGGACUGAGCUCCCUGAGUCUGUAAAAGCUUUGUUCAGGCCUGUGGUUGUUAUUGUACCAGAUCUUCAGCAAAUCUGUGAAAUCAUGCUCUUUUCUGAAGGGUUCCUCAGGGCAAAGGUACUUGCCAGAAAGAUGACAGUGCUGUACAAGCUGGCAAAGGAUCAACUUUCUAAACAGCAUCAUUACGAUUUUGGUCUGCGGGCCCUUAAGUCAGUGUUGGUGAUGGCUGGAGAACUGAAAAGAGGCUCAGCACAUCUCACUGAGGAAGUUGUACUGAUGAGAGCUCUACGAGAUAUGAAUCUUCCUAAAUUGGUGUUUGAAGAUGUACCUCUCUUCCUUGGCCUAAUCUCUGACCUGUUUCCUGGCCUGGAUUGUCCUCGAGUCCGCUAUCCUGACUUUAAUGAUGCUGUUGAACAAGUGCUGGAAGAAAAGGGUUAUGUUGUUUUACCGGUCCAGGUGGAUAAAGUAGUUCAGAUUUAUGAGACGAUGUUAACUCGACACACUACGAUGGUAGUUGGACCUACUGGAGGUGGCAAGUCAGUUGUCAUUAAUGCGUUGUGCCAGGCCCAAAACAAGCUGGGAUUAUUGACAAAGCUUUACACACUGAACCCUAAAGCUAUGAGUGUGAUUGAGCUGUAUGGCGUCCUUGACCCCACCACACGAGACUGGACAGAUGGAGUCCUGUCAAAUAUUUUUCGGGAUAUCAACAGGCCUACUGACACGAAAGAGCGAAGGUACAUUCUGUUUGAUGGAGAUGUGGAUGCUCUCUGGGUUGAAAACAUGAAUUCUGUCAUGGAUGACAACAGGUUAUUGACCCUGGCGAAUGGGGAGCGGAUUAGACUUCAGUCGCACUGUGCGUUGUUGUUUGAGGUUGGUGACUUACAGUAUGCAUCUCCUGCCACGGUAUCCCGUUGUGGAAUGGUCUUUGUAGAUCCUAAAAAUCUGAAAUACGAGCCCUACUGGCAGAAGUGGAUCCAAGGAAGAGAAAAUGAGCAAGAGAGAAUUGAAUUGGAUCGUCUCUUUCAAAAAUAUGUACCCUACCUUAUUGAUGUGAUUGUAGAGGGAAUUGUGGAUGGCAGACAUGGAGAAAAGCUGAAGACCAUUGUUCCUCAAACAGAUUUAAAUAUGGUGGUGCAGCUGACUGUGAUGUUGGAAGCUCUAGUUGCAGUACAGCCUGUUGAUCCUAGUGUUCUGGAGUGUUUUUUCGUGGAAGCUUUGUAUUGCUCCCUAGGUGCUGCUCUUCUUGAUGCUGGGAGAAUUAAAUUUGAUCAGAAUCUUAAACGGAUUUCCUGCCUGCCUGUUGUUCAUGAUGACAACGUCCUGGCUCAGCCAGGGGAGCUGCCAGGUCAGCUGCCAACUUUGUAUGACUUUCAUUUUGAUGGAUUUCAAAAAAAGUGGGUACCUUGGAUGAAGCUUGUUCCUGAAUAUGUUCAUGACCCUCAAGUGAAAUUUCUUGACAUUCUAGUGCCUACAGUGGAUACAACACGCACUACUUGGUUACUAGAGCAAAUGGUAAAAAUAAAACACCCAGUUGUUCUUGUAGGUGAAUCGGGCACAUCUAAAACAGCAACUACACAAAACUUCCUAAAGAAUCUGGACAAAGACCUCAAUCUGCUGCUAAAAAUUAACUUCUCUUCUCGUACAACAUCAAUGGACAUUCAGAGAAACCUAGAGACAAAUGUGGAAAAACGAACUAAAGACACUUAUGGCCCUCCUAUGGGAAAACGUCUCAUUGUUUUCAUGGAUGAUAUGAAUAUGCCAAGGGUUGACGAAUAUGGCACACAGCAACCCAUUGCUCUGUUGAAGCUGCUGCUAGAAAAAGGUUUUUUGUAUGACCGUGGUAAGGAGAUGAACUGUAAACAUCUUCGAGACCUGGGUUUUAUUGCUGCCAUGGGGAAGGCUGGAGGAGGUCGGAAUGAAGUUGACCCUCGAUUCAUCUCACUCUUCAGUGUUUUUAACGUACCUUUUCCUUCUGAACAAUCACUGAAUUUGAUCUAUGUCUCCAUCCUGAAAGGCCACACUGCGGUGUUUAAUGAGUCUAUAUCAGCCAUCUCUGAAAAGAUUACUCUGUGUACUUUGGAGCUUUAUAAAAUGAUUAUUUGUGACCUACCCCCUACUCCUUCCAAAUUCCAUUACAUUUUUAACCUGCGGGAUCUUUCCAGGGUCUAUAAUGGACUUGUUCUUACAACUCCAGAGAGGUUUCAAACAGUGACCCAGAUGGUGAGAGUUUGGAGAAAUGAGUGCCUGAGGGUUUUCCAUGACAGGCUGAUUAAUGAAGCAGACAAAGCAUUGGUACAAAGUCAUAUAAAAAACCUGAUCGAAGAGAAUUUCAAAGAUGACUUGGAGCAGGCUAUGAGGGAUCCUAUUCUUUUUGGAGAUUUCAGAACGGCACUGAGUGAAGAAGAACCUCGUAUUUAUGAAGAUAUCCAAGACUAUGAUGCAGCAAAAGCUGUCUUUCAGGAGAUUUUUGAGGAAUAUAAUGAAGUUAAUACAAAAAUGAAUCUGGUUCUUUUUGAUGAUGCUUUGGAGCACUUAAUCCAUGUACAUCGCAUCAUACGGAUGGAUCGUGGCCAUGCCCUGCUCAUAGGAGUAGGAGGCUCAGGAAAGCAGUCUCUAACGAGACUGGCUGCCUAUACAGCUGGAUGUGAGGUAUUUCAGAUCAUCCUGAGUCGAGGAUAUGGAGAAAAUAAUUUCCGAGAAGAUUUGAAAAAUUUGUACCAAAAGCUGGGUAUUGAGAACAAGUCAAUGGUCUUCUUGUUUACAGAUGCCCAGGUAGCAGAAGAGAGUUUUCUGGAACUCCUCAACAACAUGUUAACUUCAGGAAUGGUGCCAGCCCUUUUUGCAGAUGAUGAAAAAGACACCAUACUAAGUCAGAUUGGAGAUGAAGCUAGUAAAGCUGGCGUACACCCAGCUAAAGAGAGUGUCUGGCAAUAUUUUGUAAACAAAUGUUCAAGGAACCUUCACAUUGUCCUGGGAAUGUCCCCGGUUGGGGACAGCCUGAGAAAGUGGUGCAGAAAUUUUCCAGGUCUUGUCAACAACACUGGUAUUGACUGGUUCAUGCCCUGGCCCUCCCAGGCCUUGUAUGCAGUUGCACAAUCCUUUGUUGGAAGUAGCAGACGCAUCCCUUCAGAGAACUCCAAGUCAGUGGUUGAGCACAUGGUCAUGGUUCAUGAAUCUGUAGAGGAUUUCAGCAAGAGGUUUCUGCAGAAACUGAGACGUACUAACCAUGUCACACCAAAGAAUUACCUUGAUUUUAUCCACACUUACUCAAAAUUGCUAGAGGAGAAAAACCAGUUCAUUUUAGCACAGUGUAAACGACUGGAUAGCGGCUUAGAUAAACUGAAGGAAGCUAGUAUACAGCUGAUUGACCUGAACAAGAAACUUGCUGAGCAAAGGAUUGUGCUAGCAGAAAAAUCAGCCGCUUGUGAGACUUUGUUAAAAGAGAUUUCGGCAAACACAGAAAUAGCUGAGGAGAAGAAAACACUAGCUGAAGAAAAAGCUGUGGAGAUAGAGGAACAGAAUAACCUUAUUGCUACGGAGAAGGCGGCUGCUGAGACAGCUUUGACUGAAGUCAUUCCUGUUUUAGAAGCUGCCAAAGAGGAGCUUCAGAAGCUUGACAAGUCAGAUGUUACCGAGAUCAGAUCCUUUGCAAAACCUCCUAGGCAGGUGCAGGUUGUUUUGGACUGUGUUCUUAUAAUGAGAGGUUACAAAGAAUUAAACUGGAAGACAGCCAGAGGCAUGAUGUCUGAGGCAAAUUUCCUGCGAUCCCUCAUGGAGAUAGAUUUUGAUGGAAUUACUCAGAGCCAAGUGAAAUCUAUCCGAGCUCUGUUAAAGAAUCUUAAUACUACCUUCGAGGCAAUGAAUCUUGUUAGCAGGGCAGGACUGGGAAUGUUACUGUUUGUCGAAGCAGCGAUGAGCUACUGUGAUGUAGUUAAAGAAGUCAAGCCAAAGAGAGAAAAGGUCGCUAGGUUGGAACGGAACUAUUACAUGAGUAAGCGGGAACUGGAAAAGAUAAAGGCAGAGUUGGCCACCAUUCAGGAGGAGCUUAAAACUUUGGGGAACAAAUAUCAAGAGGCAAUAAGAGAAAAGCAACAGUUACAAGAAGAAGCUGAGAUUAUGCAGAGAAGAUUAUAUGCUGCUGACAAGCUCAUCUCUGGCUUGAGCUCUGAGAAUGAGAGGUGGAAAAAGAAAUUAGAGGACUAUGAAAUACGAAAGGUGAAGUUACUUGGAGACUGUCUACUCUGUGCUGCCUUUCUGAGCUAUGAAGGAGCAUUCAGCUGGGAGUUUCGUAAUGAAAUGAUCUAUGAAGUGUGGCAAGAAGAUAUCCUCUCACGAGAGAUUCCUCUCAGCCAACCAUUCCGGUUAGAAAGCCUCCUGACUGAUGAGGUGGAGGUUAGCAGGUGGGUUUCCCAAGGGUUGCCUCCAGAUGAGCUUUCUGUCCAGAACGGCAUCCUGACAACUUACGCAAGCCGCUUCCCACUCUGUAUUGACCCACAAGAACAGGCGUUACAUUGGAUUAAGAAGAAAGAACUAAACAAUAACCUGAAGGUGGCUUCCUUUAAUGACCCAGAUUUCCUUAAACAGCUAGAGCUGGCCAUAAAGCAUGGAAACCCUUUCUUGCUGCGUGAUGUUGAUGAAUACAUUGAUCCUAUAAUAGACAACGUCUUGGAGAAAAAUAUCAAAGUUGCACAGGGGCGAACAUUCGUCGUCCUGGGGGACAAAGAGGUUGACUAUGACAGUAAUUUUAGGUUGUACCUCAACACUAGAUUAUCUAACCCAAAGUAUUCUCCCUCUGUGUUUGGCAAAGCUGUGGUUAUCAAUUAUACAGUUACACUAAAGGGUCUAGAGGAUCAAUUGCUCAGCGUCAUUACGGGUUUUGAAAGAAGAGAACUGGAAGAACAGAGAGAAAAUCUCAUCCAGGAGACAAGUAAAAACAAAAACUUGCUGAAAGAUCUGGAAGACUCUCUCCUUCGGGAACUGACGUCUUCCACAGGAAACAUGUUGGACAACUUGGACUUGGUGGAAACCCUGGAAGAGACAAAAUCCAAAGCUUCUGAG